AUGCAUCAUUCAGUGGAAAAGGCAACGCCUGCCUCGACCCCUGACGCGGAGUUGGGCUCUGAACUGAGCGAUCAGUCGUCCGAGAAUCCAACAACUGGAGUGAGCUGGGCUUUCCCCGAAGGGGGUCGGCAGGCCUGGACGUGUCUGCUAGGAUCCUUUCUUUUGAUGUUCCCAUCGUUUGGGUUUCAGGCUGCUGUUGGCACCGUUCAAGACUACAUCACCACACACCAGCUCGCGGGGUAUAGCGUUCUCGAUGUGGGCUGGAUUACCGCCAUCUUAGUAUUUUUGACGCUUUUCCUCGGUGUUCAAGUCGGACCUCUCUUCGAUCGCUAUGGACCUCGGAUACUGCUAGUGUGUGGCACGACCGCCAGCUUCACCUCGUACAUGCUUCUCGCCGAAUGCUCCAAGUACUGGCACUUCAUUCUAUGUCUAUCCAUUCUCGGGGGUAUUUCCUCGGCAGUGAUCACAACGGUAUCCAUUGCCGUCCUGAGCCAUUGGUUCCACCGUCGACGAGCGUUGGCCUCGGGCUUCUGCAUGGCGGGCUCCUCCGCCGGAGGCGCAGUCAUCCCCAUCAUCCUCCGGACGCUGUUCUCACAGUAUGGAUGGAAAUUUUCAAUCCGGGUAAUCGCCUACAUGGCGCUGGGAUGCUACAUUCUGGGAGUCAUUCUGGUGCGCGGCCGACUACCCCCGACUGGUGGGCCCAGCAAAGCCACGAUCGACUUCCGCGCAUUCCGAUCCCUCCGCUUAUGUUUCUUAACCGUGGCCGUGUUCUCCUUCGAAUUUAUCAUCUUCGGUUGUGCUGCGCUCUUACCGACCUAUGUGCGCUUCGCGGGCAUGUCGACCGACGUACAAUUCUACUCCCUAACCGUCCUGAAUAGCAUGAGCUUCCUCGGACGGGUUCUUCCCGGGUUUGCGGCGGACAAAGUCGGCCGGUUCAACGUGCUUCUGUGCCUGGUAGUUGUCACUCUGAUCGUCAUGGCGGCUGUGUGGCUGCCGUUUGGAUCCCGCGAUGAGGUUACGCUCUAUGUCGUUGUAGCCAUCUUUGGGAUCGGCUCGGGGGGGUGGCUUUCGCUGGCGCCGGUCUGUGCUGGGCAACUGUGUCGUACGGAGGAGUAUGGGAGGUAUUACGGCACCAUCUAUUUCGUCGCUGCGUUUGGGGUCUUGUUGACGGUUCCGGUCGGGGGUGAUCUUCUUCAAUCGACGACCCCGCAGAUCCUCAUUGGGUUCUAUGCGGCUGUGUUGCUGGUUGGGUUUGUUUCUUUGGCGUUGUCACGGUGGGCGUUGUUGAAUUGGAGGUGGAAGUGGAAGGUGAAGGUGUAG
This is a messenger RNA of Aspergillus ibericus CBS 121593, 1320 nucleotides long. RefSeq names its product putative MFS monocarboxylate transporter. Gene Ontology annotation, cellular component: fungal-type vacuole membrane. The record is from RefSeq and is a predicted model, not a curated record. Gene Ontology annotation, molecular function: transmembrane transporter activity. The transcript has 2 exons. Lineage: Eukaryota; Fungi; Ascomycota; Eurotiomycetes; Eurotiales; Aspergillaceae. Bases 1 to 1320 code for a protein of 439 amino acids. Gene Ontology annotation, biological process: transmembrane transport.